AUGGCUGUACCUGCAAAUAACCCUUCCUCGGCAGUCGCUGAAGCCACACCUCUACACAGCUGUCUGUUGUCUUACAGUGGCAUAAGCAGAAAAGCCCUGUCUGUUGAUCUCAAUCGUAUUAAGAAGUUUAUUUUCCGCCGGGGCCGGACUCCACGGCCUCACGGAGAGGAAGCCUUCUCUCGGUUAUGUCCUUCUUUCUCCUGCUUGAUUCCAGGUCCUGGGGGCAGCCCUGGGAAUGCCAGGGAGGGCCCCCCGCCCCCGCCACAAGAAAUACCUUAUGGCUCUCUCCCUAGCCACCUGCAGGUCUUGGAAUGGCCGCAAAUAAGCGUUUUUCUGGCAUUGUCUGCCCAGCUGCUCCAAGCCAGGCUGAUGAAGGAGGAGUCCCCUGUGGUGAGCUGGAGGUUGGAGCCUGAAGAUGGCACAGCUCUCGAUGUGCAUCUUGUAAGCACUUUGGGGCCACUAUCAAAUGCUGUGAAGAGAAAUUUACCCAGAUGUAUCAUUAUCCUUGUGCUGCAGGAGCCGGCUCCUUUCAGGAUUUCAGUCACAUCUUCCUGCUUUGUCCAGAACACAUUGACCAAGCUCCUGAAAGAUCGAAGGAAGAUGCAAACUGUGCAGUGUGCGACAGCCCGGGAGACCUCUUAGAUCAGUUCUUUUGUAUUACUUGUGGUCAGCACUAUCAUGGAAUGUGCCUGGAUAUAGCGGUUACUCCAUUAAAACGUGCAGGUUGGCAAUGUCCUGAGUGCAAAGUGUG
This is a messenger RNA of Gorilla gorilla gorilla (western lowland gorilla), 751 nucleotides long. RefSeq lists its product as uncharacterized. The coding region runs from base 1 to 642 and encodes 213 amino acids. The transcript is spliced from 5 exons. NCBI's taxonomy places the organism in Eukaryota, Metazoa, Chordata, Mammalia, Primates, Hominidae. The record is from RefSeq and is a predicted model, not a curated record.